Messenger RNA from Patiria miniata (bat star), 3294 nucleotides. Its product is annotated as nephrin-like. The transcript has 11 exons. Gene Ontology annotation, molecular function: cell adhesion molecule binding. The record is from RefSeq and is a predicted model, not a curated record. Gene Ontology annotation, biological process: cell-cell adhesion. The coding region runs from base 1 to 3294 and encodes 1097 amino acids. Lineage: Eukaryota; Metazoa; Echinodermata; Asteroidea; Valvatida; Asterinidae. Gene Ontology annotation, cellular component: cell-cell junction.
AUGUCACAGAGCGAUAUACAGCCUCAGCCCGUUGGCGGCAAUCAAGAAAUCUUACAAGCCAUCCAAGCUCUGACAAACGCUAUAGACUCAAAAGUCCAAUCUGCUUGCAAGAAGCAGAAACUCACCGACACACCUACCUUCAAGAGGGACGGUAAUCAGCAGCAAUUUUCUCAUUGCGAGAAAGUGCUGAACUUAAUCAAAACCUCUCUACAGAACAUCGAAACGCUUGACCUAGACGAAGCAAAAAGCAAUCUGAAAGAAGCAAUCAAAGCCACCAAAGAGCGUCAGAAACUAAUUCGACUCGCCGACAGAUCGGAGCUCGGCUGGGGCGUUGUCAAGGAGUACGUGGCGGAUACCCUCGCCGAGGACUCCAGCGAUGAAAAGAGAAUAAAAAAAGUCAGCAAAGGCCGAAUCCACCACGACCAAGUACAAGGCUUCAUGGACAAAGUGGGAGACCUGGGCUUCAUCAAAACCAGAGAUUACCAAGUUCCCGGUCAACCCAUUCCAAUUUGCACUCUACAUACAUCGCAUCUGUCAUCCACCGGAUCCAAGUCCACCGCCGAACUCGCUGCAGCAGCCGUCAAAUGGGUGCACAGUUUGGCUGGUCUACCCUCACCAACAGACAACAGCAUUGUCAAGAUGGCACUGCAAGGCUUCAAAAGGCAGAACUCUUCACCGACCAUCCGGAAAGACCCAAUCACACCAGACAUUCUGACAAAGCUGCAUACAUUUUUUCCACCAACUGUCCACGCCCAAACAGUCACCGUCACCCUGUUACCAGUAUCUACUGUACAAGGCCAAUCAGCAACACUCACCUGUACCUUCUCACUGGAUGGCCCUGGUGCCUUUAACAACGUCGAAUGGAGACAGAGAGGCACUCUUAUUGCUGACUUUUACAACGGAGCCCAGACACCAACCUACGGCACUGGAUUUUCUGAACCUGAUUAUGUUGCAUCAAGGAAUGAUUCAAUGAGUACUCUGACGAUAGCAAGUACUCACUUGUCUGUUGAUGAUGGAGGAUAUAGCUGCAUGGUGUCAUAUAAAGAUGGUUUUACUAAUUAUCAUGGAGCAGCAACCAGUCAUCUAAUAGUUUAUGUGUUUCCAUCAAGCAUCACCCUAUCCGACUUAACUGGAAGUUACCCUUCUACUGGCGGUACAUCAUAUCUUAUUGAAGGUAUGGCUCGUCAGUUCACCUGUGAGGUACCAGGCAUCAACCCAGGAGCAUCAUUCACUUGGUCUCUGGAUGGAGGAGUCAUCACACCCGAUAACACCGUGAAUGUUACAGGUGCUGAUAAAUUAACUACCAGCACGAGUCUGGCUACCGUAUCACCAGCAUGGAACAGCCACGGAGAGAUGUUACAAUGCCAGGCUUCCAAUAAAGAUGGCCAUGAUGGGAUAAGCAUCAGCGUUACACUUGACAUUAAAGUGCCACCCAAGACCUCAUCCAUGUCAAUGUAUGAUUCCAAUGGAGCGUUCGCACCAGGAGGUUCAGUCAGCGUAGACCAAGAUGCAUCACACACCUUCACAUGUCAGACUCAGUCUCGACCUGCAGCUACCAUCCAGUGGGAUGUCGGUUCUCCCAGUUACCAGGAGAGUAUCAUCGGACCAACCAAUCCAGGCCCAGGCAAUGGUUUGGUUGAUACUACAAGAACCUGGACAUUCACUUCAAACAGAACCAAUCACAGACAGGAUGUGAAGUGCACAGCAAACACGUCCGAGUCGCAGCAACCAUACCCAACAGUCAUGGUUACAUUGAAUGUCAAUGGUCCCCCUGACAUGCCUGUGAUCUCAGGCAAUGCUGGUAGCACAUCUAUGACGGAGAAUGACUCCAUCGUGUUAACAUGUACAGCAGACAUGGGAUAUCCCGAUGACUGGACUCUGGUUUGGUCCAAUGGAGGCUCACCAGGUCCAACUACGAGCUCGUCAGCAUCAGGUGAUCGCUACAGCUUCACCAGCACGCUGGACUACACCCCAAGGAGACAGGAUAAUGGAAACACCAUCACAUGCACAGCAAACAGAGCCCCGUGGAUCCCCGGACCAGUGGGAUCUCUGGGGCCGAUUGAUGUCAAGUUUUGUGCAAGUUCACUAACUGUGACAGGGUCAGACGCAACAGCAGGCAGUACAGUCACAUUAAGAUGUGAGACAACAGAGAGCAGCAACCCAGCUACCACUCUGACCUGGUAUAAGGGUAGCGUACAGCUAACCACGCCCACUGAUCAACCCAACACUCCUGGAGAUAAUGGUGGCAGAGUGACUACAGUCAACUACACAACUGAUGUCCUGGACAGGACUAACAACGGAGACGUGUACAAAUGCUGUGCCACGAAUCCAACCAUCUCAUCGUGUGUUACGCUGUUGUGUAACACGCAUACUUUGAAUGUCGGAUAUCCUCCCGACUUCACCUCAUUGACACAGACUCCGCAAACCCCCGUCACUGAAGGCAUUGAUGUAACCCUGACAUGCACUGUAGAUGCCAAUCCUUCUACUGUUGAUAUCACUUGGAAAAGGAACGAUCCAGGUGAUGCAUUUAACCCAACGAAUGGCCUCACCAGCACACUGACUCUGAGUAACAUCAGGAGGGAGCAGGCUGGCUACUACACAUGUACAGCGAAUAACGGUGUGCCUACAGAUAAUCCUGCUGAUGUGGUUUCAUCUUCAGUAACUGUUAUUGUACAUUAUGAGGUCAAUGUCACCAAUAAGGCAAUGAAUAAAGUAGGAGUAAAAAAUGGUGAUACUGCCGUCUUAACCUGCAUUGUGGUGGGUAAUCCUAAGCCAGUCAUGGAGUGGUAUUGGCCAAACAACACGGAGAUAUUCAGUGACACGGACGGAGGCAAGUUCCUCAUCACCAAUGAGACGUCUGGUGGAGAUGGAGUCUUUGAACUCGAAGUCACCAGCAAGUUGACCGUCAAGACAGUAGAUUCCCAGGUUGACUAUGGGAUAUACAUAUGCAUCAGUUCAAAUGGCAUCGGGAAAGAGGACUCACUGAACAUCACCCUCACUGGAACAAGACGACCAGACAAGCCUACUAGAGUUGAGAUAACUGAGCGGACGGCAGAGUCUCUGACUGUGACAUGGACACCUGGCUAUGAUGGUGGUGAGACUCAGUCGUUCCGUGUCAGCUGCAUCAAGACAUCAGACUCCACAGAUGUAUUCACUGAGGACACAGAUUGGAAGACAACAUCCACAGCAACGGGUCUGGAUGACUACACAGAGUAUGAGAUCAGGGUGUAUGCCAAGAAUUCCAUCGGUGAAAGCAUUGGUUAUGGCAACGCAACGGGAUAUACACUGCGCUAG